CCAUUUCCAUGCGUGGCUCCUUGGGCUACAUUUUAUUCCUUGCUUCGACCUCCACGGCUUUAUUUACGGAGUGUUUGCGCAAAUAGUCAACUGCGGACAGAACUCUUACAAGCUCUUCACGGAACAUCAUUCAACCUAGAAGCGGCUACUCGAUGCACAACAGGCUUGCAAGUAAUCGUCGGCUUCGUGCUAGAAUUCUUGACGGUUCACGAGGCUAUCGACAUUCUCUUCGAGUUCCGCGGGCCUAGGUGGAGGUUGAAUGCACAAAUACUGUGGAGCGGCAUGAGAGAAGAAGUAGCGCAGGCAUGGGCAUCGGCACGGACUUCGCACUCUGACGAAAGCGAUGGGUCGCCUCAGAAAUCCUCGUCACGAUUCUUGCCUGAGACGACCGAAGACGAACGCGGGAUGGACUACUUACAUGAAGGGUGCCUCUGCACUCUUCGCAUGGUGCAUUGCUCAAGAAAGACAUGUCAUAAUCCUCACGCCACCACCAAACCAGCGGUUCCACCCGUCAAACCUCACGAGUUUUCAGCGUAUCGAGGGCCCUGUUCUUGCAGGGUGCUACGGAGUGCCAUUGGUCAAGAGAAUCAAUAUAUGCCAUCCCCAGGUAGAAAACGCGCACGAAUCGUCAUACCAAUUGUGGCCAAAAGACAGGGCUUGGUCUUGGCUUGCAGACUUC
Messenger RNA from Microdochium trichocladiopsis, 679 nucleotides. RefSeq lists its product as uncharacterized. The record is from RefSeq and is a predicted model, not a curated record. The annotation marks the transcript as partial. Lineage: Eukaryota; Fungi; Ascomycota; Sordariomycetes; Xylariales; Microdochiaceae. The transcript has a single exon.